Molecule: messenger RNA, 312 nt
Organism: Dicrocoelium dendriticum
Lineage: Eukaryota; Metazoa; Platyhelminthes; Trematoda; Plagiorchiida; Dicrocoeliidae
Source: the annotation of a GenBank genome assembly
AUGUAUGUACAUUCGGUUCCUUCCUAUUGCAGAUUGGUUUUCCAAAUCUACAGCCUCGGUAAGCGUGUGAACAUAAACUGUGCUUUGCGAACGUCCACACCCAGUCUAAGUGAACCGUCGAAGCGAUUUCCAUGUAGACGAGAUUUAUGUCCUACUCGCGGGUUUACAACUGCUUGCAUGAUUUGUGCGCCCUGUAAUAGCAGUAAUGAGCACCGAGAAAGGUCACAGUAUUCCUUCUUGAAACUUGCGACCAGGUUAGUUGCACAUGUAGGGAACUCUACGGGGCUUCCGCGAAGGGGAAGCAUCACGGCC